AUGGGUUGGUGUGACCGCGGGGUUCAAACGCUGCUGGCCACCGUGGGGGCUUUUGCUGCCUUCAGCCUGAUGGCCAUUGCCAUCGGCACGGACUACUGGCUUUAUUCGCGGGCGUACAUCUGCAACAGCACCAAUGCCACCACAGACGAGACACAGUCACAGCCCAGAACCAAGAAGGGCGAUCUCACUCACUCUGGCCUGUGGAGAAUUUGCUGUAUUGAAGGCAUCAAUCAGGGCAGCUGUUACAGAAUAAACCAUUUCCCUGAUGAUAACGACUACGACACGGACAGCUCUGAAUACCUGCUGCGGAUAGUUCGCGCCUCCAGCGUGUUCCCCAUCCUCAGCACCGUCCUGUUGAUGCUCGGUGGGCUGUGUGUCGGGGCGGGCCGAGUCUCCAACAAGUCCAACACCGUCCUCCUCGGCGCUGGCAUUCUCUUCGUCGCUGCAGGUCUGAGCAACAUAAUCGGCAUCAUCGUCUACAUCUCCAGCAAUGCGGGAGACCCCAGUGAUAAACGCGACGACGACAGGAAGUACACUUACUCCUACGGCUGGUCUUUCUACUUCGGCGCCCUCUCCUUCAUCGUGGCCGAAGCGGUGGCCGUCCUCGCCAUCAACAUCUACAUCGAGAAAAACAAGGAGGUUCGCUGGCAGGCGCGGCGCGAGUUCAUCCGCUCCCUCUCGUCCUCGUCGCCGUACUCCCGGAUACCCAGCUUUCGGUACCGCCGGCGGACAUCGCGUGCCAGCUCUCAUUCGUCGGAGGCGUCGCGGGAGAACUCGCCGGUGGCCUGUCUGAAGGGGGGGGCGUCGUCUAGUGGGCCCCUGGACGAGCUGUCCAUGUACGCCCUGGCGAGGGACAGCGUGACGGAGAGCAGAUACAGCCCCGAACACAACGGGGCUGCUGACUUCCUCCAGGUCCAUAACUGUUUCCCCAAUGAUUUAAAGGACGGGGUGAACCGCAGGACCACGCCGGUGUGA
Molecule: messenger RNA, 975 nt
Organism: Pseudoliparis swirei
Lineage: Eukaryota; Metazoa; Chordata; Actinopteri; Perciformes; Liparidae
Product: voltage-dependent calcium channel gamma-4 subunit-like
Exons: 4
Coding region: 1-975 (324 amino acids)
Biological process (GO): calcium ion transmembrane transport; postsynaptic neurotransmitter receptor diffusion trapping; neurotransmitter receptor internalization
Cellular component (GO): voltage-gated calcium channel complex; postsynaptic density membrane; AMPA glutamate receptor complex
Molecular function (GO): voltage-gated calcium channel activity; channel regulator activity
Source: RefSeq, a predicted model, not a curated record